CUGCAGAGGCAUUCCAGCUCUCCAUCUCUUCGUCUGAUACCCGCCGGAUUGCUCAGGCUCCUCUUCCUCCAUCCCAGCCUUUCUGCCUAUACCUCGUUGGCAUGUUUUGCUUCUGCCUGCAGAGCUCUCUGUUGAAGCUCCAGGCUUUGGAGGAGGAUGCCAGCUCGCCGCCGGAUUCUUCUCCCGAUGAAAGCCCAACCGGCAUGGGUGGCAGGGACGAGACACCACUCCCCUCACGCGGCAGCCUGCGGGAUGAGAACAACCCUCAAGAUCGUAGGCAGUCUGAAAGUGACUACAGCAGUGAACUCCAGCAGAACCCUGGUCCCAGUCGGCUCAUCUCUUACAUUACAGAUGGGAACAGCCCUUUACUCUCACCACGCUGCGCCAGCCUCAGCCUCAGCCAGCGCUUCAACACCGACCCUGAGAGUGCACCAUCACCUCCCUGCACACAGCAUCUCAUCCUGCCUCGUUGGAUGGUCAGACCGGAGACGUCUGAUGAUGAUAAAGACACACAAUCUAUUCCAUUACUCACUAAACACAUCCAGACGCUGAAGAGAAGGAUACGCAAGUUUGAAGAACGCUUCGAACAAGAAAUGAACUACAAGCCCUCCCAUAAUGACAAGACUGCUAAUCCAGAGAUAUUCCAGCUCAUGAGUGAACUGGCCAAGUCUCGCAAGCAGCUCAAAGAUCUGAAGCUGAGGCAGUCAGUGGAGGAAUCACGAGGCCAAGAGAACGACCAGCCCACAGGCACGUGUAGAUACUCAAACGGCCAGCAUGAGGCGCCCGAGCAACAGCAGCAGCAGCACAAGCCCUCUCUGGAGGAGACGGUGGACAUGCUGCUGAAGCGACUGAGGGAGAAACGCCAGGCCCUUGGCCUCCCAGACAACAUGAAGGAGAUGACCCAGAGGCAGAUGGCGCUGGAGAAACUCACACUGCAGAAAUGCCUGCUGUAUUUCGAAAGUCUACACGGGCGCCCUGACACCAAGCAGGAGAGAAACCUUGUGAAGCCACUCUAUGACAGAUACCAGAUGGUCAAGCACCUGCUGUGUACCACUCCCACCAUAACCACCAUCGAGGAAGAGGAAGGGUCUGAUGAAGAGUACGUGCAGCAAAGUCAGCCCCCGCGGCAAGCAACCCCAGAAUCAAUGGAGGAAGAUGAAGAAGGGGACAGCGACACAGCAUUUGUCUCUCCUCUGGAUGAGGUGAAAGCGGUUCGACAGCCUGUGCUCAACAUGUCCAACCUCCACGCUGCUUCAAGAUCUGAGCUGCUGCGGUUUCUGCGCGAGACCCGUGCGGAGAAGAAGAGGAGACGGAAAGCCAUCAGGGAGUUCGAGGAGCAGUUCUUCAGACAGAUGGGCAGGACUGCACAGAAGGAUGACCGGAUUCCAAUGACAGAAGAAUACCAAGAGUACAAAAGCCUGAAAGCCAAACUGCGCUUGCUGGAGGUUCUGCUUAACAAACAGGAAACCACAUAG
Messenger RNA from Ictalurus furcatus (blue catfish), 1475 nucleotides. RefSeq names its product family with sequence similarity 13 member C (gene fam13c). The record is from RefSeq and is a predicted model, not a curated record. NCBI's taxonomy places the organism in Eukaryota, Metazoa, Chordata, Actinopteri, Siluriformes, Ictaluridae. The coding region runs from base 102 to 1475 and encodes 457 amino acids. The transcript is spliced from 10 exons.